Molecule: messenger RNA, 1200 nt
Organism: Alternaria conjuncta
Lineage: Eukaryota; Fungi; Ascomycota; Dothideomycetes; Pleosporales; Pleosporaceae
Exons: 2
Coding region: 1-1200 (399 amino acids)
Source: RefSeq, a predicted model, not a curated record
AUGGACGAGGAAGACUUUAGGGACACUUUCGAUGAUUUCGAUGACGAGACUGUCGCGGAUCCGGAAUCCGGUCUUGAGGCAAGCGCAGUUGGACUGAGUCUACGACUGAUCAAAAACGAUGGAGUGUUGAAGGUAACUUUCGAAAGCGAACAUGGCGGAGUGGUGGACUGGACAUUCCAAGGCUUGGGAAACGCCAACGCGGGUAGCAUGACAGCUUGCGCCUUCACGCAGACAAUGUCCGAGACAUCGACAAGCUGCGAAUGCAUGGGGAUGCUGCCGCCACAAUUAUCGAACAGCACUAUCCAGACAGUGAACACCGAACCCAACCCAGAACGCAUCGCUCGGCCUCGAGCAUUGAGUCUUAGCAUCAUCUCGACCACUGAAACCCGUCCCUUCAAACGUAAAGCGACAGAAGACAUGGAACAGCCUAAGCCACACAAGCGCGCGAGGAGUUUGCACGACUCUGUUCCAUGGCCUAACCACCUUCACAUGACUUGUUUUCGCACACAACCCGUCUUCAAAAGCAACAUCGGAACUUUGCAUAUCGACCUUAUAGACGGUACAGUGUGGUUCGAGGGCUGGUACGGAAAAGCGAAUGCACGAACUUACGAGAAGCAGCAGAUCGAUCUCUGCGAUCCAUCAAUUAAUGUCGAAUACUUAUACCACGACGACAACGACGCCGGGACCGACAAAUCCACCCACUAUCUCAAGAUUACCAAGAUAAACGAGAAGUUCGAACUGGAGACCUUGUUCUUAGCACGCUGUUCUGCUUACGGUUGGCAGAUAUGGGGUUCAGACAGAGACACAAGCCCAGGUCCCAACUCCACUACUUUCACAAGCCGAGAAGGGUAUAGGAUCAGAAACGCUCGCCUUGGCCGCAACAUUCCGAGUUCUCUUCCCGAUAAUACGACAACGAAAGAUGUCACACCUACCGUCAUCGUCGACGCGAUUGUUCACUGCAUUGACCGCGCAACUCAACGUCAACCUAUUCACGACCCAGAGACUGAGCAUAAGUUAGACCAAGAUCAUGACCUCCUCACUAUUGACCUAGCAAGUGAGGAGCAGUCUGAAGAAGCUGAUAAGAAAUAUUUGGCCGAGGAUAAGAAGUAUCAGGAGUGGGUGGACCGUAGCAAUCAACACAGAACUGUGCAAGAUCUGGAAAGAUCGCGCUACAGAAGAAAGGGUAGAAGUGCAAAGUGA